AUGGACAGUGUAUGGGACGAUGCUAGAAUUGAAGACAGCACGAUGGAAGAACCAGUGGGUUCAUCCCAUGCUCAGGAGAAAGUUGCGCUAAUAAAGUCGACGUUACUUAAACUGGAGCAGGAAGAUAUAUUGGAAGGCGACCCCUGGGUACAAUUGGUCAGGCUGAUUAGCGAUGAGGAACGUGACGAAGAGUUCACCACGUUUAAAGAUUACUUGAGCGAAGUGAAGAACGUUAAUGACAAAUCUAUUACGGGCGUAGCUUUAAUUCAUUAUAUCAUUGUGUAUGACCGUGCAGACUACAUUGAGCUAUUACAUGGGAACCCAAGUGGCGUGAAACUAGACUUGAACCUUUUUGAUGACGUUGUGGGCUACACGCCGUUAAUGUGGGGCUUUUGUCUGCAAAGAAGGAACUGCUGCUUGGAAUUGUUCAAUGCUUUCGACGAGAUAAAGUUCAAUUUGACUAAUAAGGCUGGGCUGUCUGCAUGGGAUAUGGUUCCUCCCUAUUCGCCACUUUCCGAAUUCUUGGAACAAAACAAUAUGUUUCGAUAUCGUACUGAAAACCAUAAAGUGCCGCAAAUAUCUCCACCAAAGGGCUCUUCUUUUCUAAUGACUAAUAACGACGAUGCCGCUACCAAGGAAACGUUUGAUAAUAUUGACUUGCAGGUAGCUGGGCUCACUUUAUCUUCUGCUGCAGAUGACAAUCUCUUCCUGGAUACGGACGAUAAGGACAAGGACCAUUCUCAAAGACCUUCUGCUUUUAUCGAUCCAACAUAUACAGAAGAUUAUCAUGGUACUUUUAAUUUUGAUAAAUUAUCUACCGAUCAAUAUUUGGAGUUUUCAGAUUUUGAUAUCCCUCAAAUCUUGAACCUACUAAUAUCCCUUCCUCAAAAGGAACCUCAUAUGACAACAUACCCAGCAGGUUUAAUUUACCAAUGUACUAGAUAUGCUGACCACAAGAUAAAAUCUAAAUCGUUGGUGGAGUCGCUGAUCAAUCUCUCUUUAACGAAGAUACUGACUAGUGUUUCAUCCAAUGGGGCGGCAGGAUUAGUCUCCACAGAUGCUUCUUUACAGGCCGGUGACAUUGUGUUACAAUCAUAUUGGUUAAGUUGCCUGUCAUUCCUCUAUUAUUAUCUUUGCAGGGAUGAAUCAUUUUUCAAAAGACAUCCGAGUGUGUUACAAGAGCUGAUAAACACCAUUCAUUCCAUAAUCAUAGAGCUAACGUCGUCUAUUCAUUCCAGGCUGAUUUCUUUGAUAGAUUCAACAUUACUAGCAUACACGACUAUACAAGAUGUCAAACAGACCUUAUACAAAAGAGACUGGAACUUUUUCAAGAAGAGAAAGCAGGCCAAGCUUUUAUUAAAGGAAAAGAAUACAAAACAAUUGAAGAAACAACAAAAAAAAGAACAUCAGCCACAAGGCCAAGAUCAGGAUAAUCAAAACGAACAGGAACAACAAGGCGGGCACGACUCAGAUGAUAGAGCAUCAUCCAAUGAUGAUAACAAAUCUAAUAUUUCAGUAUUUUAUGAUAAAGAGAUUCUGAGACAUUUAUACCCUCCAUCUUUUGAAGAACAAAUGAAGCCUUCACCACUAAAGAUUGUCCAAAUAUUUGGUGCUUUAUUAUACGUCCUCAAUUUACAUCAAACUCACCCAAUUUUCCAACAACAGUGUCUUUCUAUAUCUGUUAAAUGGUUCGCCACAACUUUAUUCAAUAAGAUCUUGAAAGAUAAAAAGAAGAGAUCGCUAUCCAGGGCACACGCUAUCCAGAUUAGAUUAAAUCUCUCGACUCUGGAAUCAUGGAUACAAAACAAUGAUUUCUGUGUUCCUAAGCCGGUGCUUAUUGAUGAUUUCAUGUGGCAGCGCUUUCCAAUGACUUUAAUUCGCGAUGUUGGUGAGAUAGAUCUUUCAGAUCCAAUACUUAGAAAUGUGGCCUCUUACAAACCUGUAAACAAGGAUGAUAAAGAUUGGAUAUACGAUAUGUCGAAUUCAUUAUUUUACUAUCAGUCAUUCCACAGAAUUGCACAAAUUCACCUUGAACCGGUGUUCCAAUUGUUACAAUGGUUGCAAGUGGCUACAACACUCGACAGCGAGGAUUCAUUGAUAUCAACAAUGAAUUUAUUGCCAGGGCUCACACCAGUUCAAUUACUGAAAUCUAUGGAGAAGUAUAAUUAUGAACUAAAUGAAAGUAAAUUCAAUUCUAAAUUGAGAAAAUUUUUGAACAACAAAAUUAAAGAUGACAAAAUGAGCAAAUUCAAUGCGUAUCUGCAAGAACACGAAAUUCCAUAUUUAGUGCUGCCAACGAUCGCAGAAAUGACAGAUUUGUAUUCAAAAGGUCCUGAUUCGCAUACUUUCCAACCAUUUUUACCAGGUAGUAUUCAAGAUGACUUGUAUGAAAUUCAUGAUAUAAACACUAAACAAAGACAGGAUGAACCACAAAUUUCUCGGAGCGACUCAAACACUUUAGACUCUUCUGACAAUGAAGACGGGACGGAAAUCGAAAACAGAGAAAAUAAAGACGAUGUAGGAAAUAGUGAAAAGGCUUAUGGAGGAUCUGAAGGCAGCGUGGUAAAUGGAGGUAACGAUGAUUAUUUUAAAGAACUAAAUGUUCCAUCUUCUACCGCUCAACGUCCUGCUUGGUCAAAUAAUGAUGACAUGGAACAGAAUCCGUGGUAG
This is a messenger RNA of Saccharomyces eubayanus, 2670 nucleotides long. RefSeq lists its product as uncharacterized. Bases 1 to 2670 code for a protein of 889 amino acids. The record is from RefSeq and is a predicted model, not a curated record. Lineage: Eukaryota; Fungi; Ascomycota; Saccharomycetes; Saccharomycetales; Saccharomycetaceae. The transcript has a single exon. Gene Ontology annotation, molecular function: GTPase binding.